This is a messenger RNA of Papaver somniferum (opium poppy), 7220 nucleotides long. RefSeq names its product CCR4-NOT transcription complex subunit 1-like. Gene Ontology annotation, biological process: nuclear-transcribed mRNA catabolic process, deadenylation-dependent decay. Lineage: Eukaryota; Viridiplantae; Streptophyta; Magnoliopsida; Ranunculales; Papaveraceae. Gene Ontology annotation, cellular component: CCR4-NOT core complex; P-body. Gene Ontology annotation, molecular function: molecular adaptor activity. The transcript is spliced from 47 exons. The coding region runs from base 148 to 7020 and encodes 2290 amino acids. The record is from RefSeq and is a predicted model, not a curated record.
UCUACAAUCGAAUCUCCUUCCCGCAGUAAUACGAUCAAUCAAAAACCUCUCGUCAUCACCAUCUUCGUUUUCUUCUUCUCCACUAUCAAAAUCGCAAACAAAACCCUAGAAAAUACCUCUUCUUCAUCUUCUUCUCCGAGUUUUACAAUGCUUCCAUUCGCGUCGACUGCUUCGACACAGAUACGAUUCUUACUUCACACCUGUACCGACUCCAACUUCGACUCUAUAUUUCCUCGGUUAACUCAGUUUGUUGUUGAUUAUGGAAGUGAAGGAAGUAUACUAUUACUUGAAACCUGUUUAGAUCAAAUGAAUUUUUACGGAGGAGAAGAUAAUACGAGUAGUAUUAACCUAAAACCUCAACUAUUAGCUGCUAUCUUUAGAUAUCAAUUAGAUAAACCAAACUUCAGUACUGUAUUAUGUCAGGCGUUACGAAAUGUGACUGUUCCUCAUGAGUUUCUUCUUCGAGAUGUAUUGAAUGAGUUAAAAUUCUCAGUUUCUGAGAAAAUUGCAUUUGGACUUGCUUUAUCUGAUUCAGAAGAGCUCGACAUCAGAAGUAUAGGACAAAGCUUCUGUAUGAGUCAGAUUGAGGAAUUAUGUGCAAAUGCGGGUACGAUUGGUUCAAAUGAGCAGAUUCAGAACAUUGUUUUGUUUCUGUCUCGGUCAAAGGGAGUUGCGAAACUUGUGGAUUCGUUUAUUCAAAUGGUGUCACUGUUGGAGAUGAGAAAUAGGGCUCCAUUGAUAUUAUCUCUAUUGUGUAAUUCGGAUGAUACAUGUGAAGUCAACUCUCUAAGACAAUUGGAUUUAUUCUAUGCGAGCAGCGAAAAUGACUUUGAUGACAUUUUGGCGGAGAUAGAGAAGGAGAUGAGCAUGGCUGAUAUUGUCAAGGAACUAGGUUAUGGCUGCACUGUCAACGCCACCCACUGCAAAGACAUCUUAUCGAUUUUCUUACCUCUCACUGAAGUCACAAUCUGUAAGAUACUAAGCACGAUCGCACGCACCCAUGUCGGCUUGGAGGACUUACAGAGCACACAUUCAACUUUCUGUUCUGCUGUUGGAAUAAGUUCGUUUGCUGAUUCAUCAUCGUUGAGCUCAUGGAAUGUCGAUGCUCUUGUAGAAUCAAUCAAACAACUUGCUCCUGAUACCAACUGGGUACAUGUGAUGGAAAACCUUGACCACGAAGGCUUCUACUUCCCUAAUGAGGAUUCGUUUACUUUUUUCAUGUCUGUUUACGCAAGUGCAUGCCAGGAUCCCUUCCCUCUACAUGCCAUUUGUGGGGCUGUGUGGAACAAUGCUGAAGGUCAGAUAUCUUUUCUAAGAUAUGCUGUAUCUGCGUCGCCUGAAAUUUUCACGUUUGUGCACUCCACCAGACAGCUGGUGUACGUCGAUGCAGUAUAUGGCCAUAAGCUUUCAACUGGAAAUGGAAAUCAGGCUUGGUUAUGUCUUGACCUGUUGGAUGUUUUAUGCCAACUUGCUGAGACGGGCCAUGCUGGAUCUGUCCGAUCAAUGCUCGAGUAUCCCCUGAAACACUGUCCUGAAGUCUUGCUGCUUGGAUUGUCCCAGACUAAUACGGCUUAUAACUUACUUCAAUAUGAAGUUCUUUCGAGUGUUUUUCCCAUGGUGCUCGGGAACUUCUCAAGAGCUGGUGUUGUUCUCCACCUAUGGAAUGCUAAUCCUAAUGUUGUCUUGCGGGGACUUUUAGAUGUCCAGAACUUCGAUCCGGAGAGCAUGAUCAAAACUUUUGCCAUUUGCCAAGAGUUUAAGAUUCUAUGUCCAGUGUUGGAUAUGGCUCCAUUUUCAUUCAGUAUAAAGUUGGCCGCUCUUUCCUCUGUGAAGGAACAAAUAAAUCUAGAGAAGUGGUUAAGUGAUAAAUUGAGCACAUACGGUGACACUUUUGUUGAAGCGUGCCUCAUGUUCCUGAAAGAGAUCCGUUUAGGUGUACCCCAAGAUGUUCCUGCAAAUUCCUUUCAACAUUCUAGUGCUGUAGUAAUUGCUUAUCUGGAGACAGUUCCGAUAUUCAUUAAGGUUCUUCUAGGUCAUGCUGGGCAGAAUGUCUCACGUCAUCAUCUCCUCGAGGAAAUGAAAAAUCUUCAUGCAGUAUUUAUCCAAAAUAGUACUAAACUGCAGACUGGCGGAGCAGCCAAUUCAUCUUCAUCUGAUGGUGGAUAUCCAGAUGAUAUAGAGGCAGAGUCAAAUUGUUACUUUCAGGAGAUGUUCUCUGGGCAAUUGAGCAUAGAUGCAAUGGUUCAAAUGCUUGCUCGUUACAAGGAGUCUCCAGAGAAAAGGGAACAAUCUAUCUAUGAAUGCAUGAUAAGGAAUCUUUUCGAGGAGUACGAGUUUCUCCCAAAAUAUCCUGAAAGGCAGCUAAGAAUUGCUGCAGCUCUCUUUGGAUCGCUAAUAAAGCACCAGCUUGUGACCCAUCUGACCCUUGGUAGUGCCCUUCGAUGUGUUCUGGAUGCUUUGCGUAAAUCUGCUGAUUUGAAAAUGUUUUUAUUUGGGGUGAAGGCGCUGGAGCAGUUUGUAGAUCGUUUGAUAGAGUGGCCUCAGUAUUGCAAUCAUAUCUUGCAAAUUUCUCAUCUACGUACAACCCAGUUAGAGCUGGUUACUUUCAUUGAGCGUGCUCUUGCCACGAUCUCAUCCAGCCACUCUGAAUUAAACGGAGGCAACAUUGUCCCUACAGAUAAGCACCAAGGACCAAAUCCAGUCGCGGUGGAAAACAUGGAGGUGUCUGAGUCCUCAUGGAAGAUAAUGGGAUCUAGCGGCAGCAGCACAGUGCAGGCUAGAGCUCAACCAUCUUUAUCUCCGUUUCAGCUCCAACCACUUUUACAUCCUGCCGGGCAGCAGCAGUCACUUGUUUCAACCCAUGAUGUUGUAGCUAAUACUCAGAAGAAUGCACCCAGUGGGCCUGCCGCUGUGCCAUCCACCCCAGGUUUUCUGCGUCCAUCUCGAGGCAUUCCGUCUACCAGCAUACCUAGACAGCAAUCUUACAGCACUGGCUUUGGCUCUGCAUUAAGCAUUGAAACACUUCUUGUGGCUGCUGAAAGAAGGGAGACUCCCAUUGAGGUUCCUGAACAAGAGACUCGAGAUAGAAUAUUAUUUAUGAUCAAUAAUCUUUCAGUAGCAAAUGUUGAAACCAAAGCAAAAGAGUUCACUGAUGUUCUGAAGGAAGAGUUCUAUCCAUGGUUUGCUCAAUACAUGGUGAUGAAAAGAGUUAGCAUUGAACUCAAUUUCCAUGAUCUGUACCUAAAGUUCUUGGAUAAAGUUAAUUCGAGAAUUUUGAACAAGGAGAUUCUUAAAUUUACAUACGAGAACUGCAAGGUCCUUCUAAGAUCCGAGCUUAUAAAAUCUAGUUCAGAAGAACGCUCAUUGCUAAAAAAUCUUGGUAGUUGGCUUGGGAAGUUCACGAUUGGUAGAAACCAAGCAUUAAGGGCUAAGGAAAUAGCUCCCAAAGUCCUAAUAAUUGAGGCUUAUGAGAAAGGUUUGAUGAUUGCAGUAAUUCCAUUCACCUCGAAGAUUCUGGAACCAUGCCAAUCCAGUCUUGCAUAUCAACCCCCAAAUCCCUGGACCAUGGGAAUUCUCGGUUUACUUGCUGAGAUUUAUGCUCUACCAAAUCUAAAGAUGAACCUCAAGUUUGACAUUGAGGUCCUAUUUAAAAAUCUUGGAGUUGAUAUGAAAGAUGUGAAGCCGACCUCGCUUUUGAAAGAUCGGUCCAGGGAAGUUGAAGGAAAUCCUGACUUCUCCAACAAAGAUGUCACAGCCACCCAACCUCUAACUAUUCCUGAAGUUAACACACUGAUAAGUGUUGAACCACAACCUGAGAUUGCGAAUUCAUCUCUCCCUGGGGGUCAUUCAAAUGCAUUACCUCAGUAUCCUACUCCUCAUCAUUCUCAUAAUCCGUUGACCAAGGAUGAAAAGAUGCCAGCUUCAAAUCUACCAGAGCGGCUUCCUCCUGGACAGGGACUGCCAGUCGCUCCGUCUCAGUCGCCAUUUUCUGUUAGUCAGCUUCCCACACCAAUUCCUAACAUUGGAACCGAUGUUAUUGUCAACCCAAAGAUUGCUUUGAGUCUACAGAUGGAGUUUCAGAGAAUUGUUCCCGUGGCGAUGGAAAGGGCCAUCAAGGAAGUCAUGUCUCCUGUUGUUCAGCGCAGUGUUACUAUAGCAAUUCAAACAACGAAAGAACUUGUUUUAAAGGACUAUGCAAUGGAGUCUGAUGAGAGCCGCAUGUAUAAUGCCGCUCACCUGAUGGUUGCCAGUCUCGCAGGAAGUUUAGCACAUGUUACCUGCAAGGAGCCUCUUCGUGUUUCUAUUUCUAGUCACUUGAGGAAUUUGAUCCAGGCUUUAGGUCCUUCCAGUGACUUUGAACAAGCUGUACAGAUCAGUACGAAUGAUAACCUUGAUUUGGGUUGUGCUGUGGUUGAAAAGGCUGCUAUAGAGAAGGCAUUACAGACAAUUGACGGGGAAAUAGCUGGACAACUGUCUGUUAGAAGGAAGCACAGAGAGGCUGUAGGUCCGGCGUAUUUUGACGCAACUACUUACACACAAUUUCCUCUGAGUUUAGUGCCUGAGGCUCUUCGUCCUAAACCUGGGCGUUUGUCUCUCUCCCAGCAGCGAGUGUAUGAGGAUUUUGUAAGGUUUCCAUGGCAAAAUCAACCUAGUCAGAGUACAAAUGCACUGCCUGCUGGUCAAGCUGCUUCAUUUACUGGGGAUUCUGGUAGUUCCAACUUGUCUCGUUCUAAUGGCCCUGCAUCAGGUCAGCUGAAUUCUACUGUUUAUUCAACUGUGCAAGGAGGUCCAGGAUUUGCGCAACCCCUGGAUCUCAUUUCUGAGGACAUGGACCCUGCGUCGGCGCAGACUCAUAGUUCUUCAUUGGCUCAUAUAGGGGCGGCAGAUGUGUUUAUGCAGCAUGGUUCUAACCGUACUUCUACUGUUCCUUCAUUUCCUUCAACAAUUAUUUCCGUGGAACCUAUUUCUGUUGAUCCCUCUGAUUCCACAAAAGAGGAUUUAGGAGCUACUACACAACCAUCACCUACAAGUUCUGCAACAGAGUGCUUAGGCGCUGGUACGACAGACUCUAUAUCUACCGGGGAUGCGCUAGACAAGUACCAAGCUGUUGCACAGAAGGUACAGCCUGAAAACCUUAUAGCUAAAGAUUCUACAGAUGUGGAAGUUGAGCUAGGCACAAAACCUGGAUCUCCUGAAUCUUUGCCGCAACUUCUUGAGAUUGCCCGGAAUGCUUCUGCUUAUUCCCCUGCUCCUCCAGGAUAUAUAAUUAGCAAGGACGAGAAAGGAAAAUUGUCAAGAGACAGAAAGGUUUUCCCUGCUCCCUCUAUUCAUUCACAUGUAAUGGAUGAGGAGUCUAUGGCAGCAGAUCCUCUUGGCUUCCGUGAGCAGGUUUCAAUGCUUUUCAAUGAAUGGUACCGGAUCUGUGAAGCUACUGGUAAGAAUGAUGCAGCUGUCACCCAUUUCAUGUCACAGUUGCAGCAAAGUGGACUGCUUAAAGGUGAUGAUAUGACAGAUCACUUAUUCCGCCUGCUCACGGAACUAUCAGUAUGCCACUGCCUGUCCACCGAGGGGGUUGUUCCAGGUUCAUUGACACUUCAAUCACCUCAGCAAGUUCCAGUUCUGUCAUUUAUUGCUGUUGAUACGUAUGCCAAACUUGUAAUACUGAUCCUGAAGUAUUGUGCAGUGGAUCAGGGAUCAAACAAACUUUUUCUCCUCCCCAAGAUUUUGCUGGUUACUGUGAGAGUUAUUCAGAAAGAUGCUGAUGAGAAAAAGACAGCAUUUAAUCCUAGGCCUUAUUUCAGACUGUUCGUAAACUGGCUUCUGGACCUUGGUUCUCCUGACCCUGUGCUUGAGGGUGCCAACUUUCAGCAGAUUCUGGCAGCAUUCGCAAAUACCUUCCACGCAUUGCAGCCUCUUAGAGUACCCGGUUUUAGUUUUGCAUGGCUGGAGCUGGUGAGUCACAGGAGUUUUAUGCCAAAAUUGCUAUAUGGAAAUUCCCAGAAGACUUCUCUCUAUGUCCAGCGCUUGCUUGUAGAUUUGUUCAAGUUCAUGGAGCCGUACUUGAGAAAUGCUGAGCUUGGAGAACCUGGAAGCUUAUUUUGCUCGAGUCGUGCAGUUCACUUCCUCUAUAAAGGCACUUUGCGUGUUCUACUGGUGCUUCUUCACGAUUUUCCUGAGUUCCUUUGCAAUUAUCAUUUUAGCUUCUGCGAUGUUAUCCCCCCCAGCUGCAUUCAGAUGCGGAAUGUUAUUCUCAGUGCAUUUCCUCGCAACAUGAGGCUUCCUGAUCCUUCCACUCCAAACUUGAAGAUCGAUCUUUUAGCCGAAAUAAGCCAAUCGCCAUGCAUUUUCUCUGAUGUUGAUGCUGCUCUAAAGGCAAAACAGAUGAAGAGUGAUAUUGAUGAGUAUCUAAAGACUAGGCAACAAGGGCCAUCAUUCUUGACAGGAUUGAAGCAGAGAGUGCUGCUUUCUCAGGGCGAGGUACCGCUGGCUAGGGCUCGGUACAAUGUUCCAUUGAUCAAUUCUCUAGUUCUUUAUGUUGGCAUACAGGCUAUCCAGCAACUACAAACCAAGACAUCAGCCCCACGUGAGCCGCAUACUACACCGAUGGAUAUUUUCUUGGUGGGGUCUGCGAUGGAUAUUUUCCAAACUCUGAUAGGGGACCUUGAUACAGAAGGUCGCUACCUCUUCUUAAAUGCGGUUGCAAAUCAGUUACGCUAUCCCAACAACCAUACACACUAUUUCUCCUUUGUCCUCCUCUACCUAUUUGCUGAAGCCAACCAGGAAGUCGUUCAGGAGCAAAUAACGAGGGUUUUACUGGAGCGCUUAAUUGUUAAUCGUCCUCAUCCAUGGGGUCUGCUCAUCACUUUCAUAGAGCUGAUCAAGAAUCCUCGAUAUGGCUUCUGGACUCGCUCAUUCACGAGAUGUGCUCCCGAGAUUGAAAAGCUUUUUGAAUCCGUCUCAAGAUCUUGUGGUGGCUCAAAAGCUGUGGACGAGAGUUUGGUAUCGGACGGCGCACACUGAGUCUUCUUGGUUUUUUUUCAGUUAUGCUUUUUGUUUUAUUGUAAUUUGUUCACUCUUUUACACAAUAGUAUCUACUGUUGUAAUUAGUAUGAAAAAUUCGCAUUUUAUAUCCCCGUAACACUACUGCAGUGGAAGAACAGCAUACAAACUAAAAUCAAUCCCUUGGAAGGUAGAUACUACCUGUACAAGCAUGGUAUACC